GCACUUUGUAUACCAAACACCUUCGCUUGCCAUCCACACUGACGAGUAGGAUAAACUUGUGUCGUGAACAGGCAAAACUGGGACUCACUGCCUUCAGGAAGUUCCUCAGAAACCAAGGACUCUGGGAACUUUUCUGAUGGGCCUGAAAACAUGGUAGGAGUCCACAGGGGGGCCCCUUGUUAACCUGUUGUGCCUGAUUUAUGUCCUGCCCUCAUUUUGUAAAGGCGUUGUAUCCAGGGGUGCCACCUGGGCCUCUGGGGUUGUACUUGUCUAUGUGACCCUGACUGCCCUGACCCUGCACCAGCCCUGGAAGGGCUUCAACCUGCUGGCCAGAGUCCUGCCGUGCCUGAACUGACGCCUCAGGUCAGUUAGCAUGGUUUACAUCACCCAAGGCGGAGGCCACCUGGCUUUCUGAGAUGGACUUCUGCAGUUAUGGGAGUGAUGGGAACCGGCUAAACUUCAGACCCGUAGCAGGCGUGACUGAAACCACAGUGCAGGACGGUCUUGCCUCUUCACACGCAGUCUUACUGGUAAUUUUUCUGUGAAGAAGCCUCAGCCCAGAGGGUGAGUGGUGCAGAAGUUAAUAGAGAGGUGAUAAGCAUUAACGGAGCAGGCUGCGGCUGGCUCCCCUUCCGAAGGUCUGUUUGCAAGGUUGACCCUGGGCUGCUGUCUGGGAGCUUAGAUUUCAGGUAGGUUCUCACCGCUCCUGCGUGCCGUACACCUGCUUCUCCUGAGAGUCUGGAGUUCUGAUAGGUGUUAGGCAGAGGCCAACAUCAUGACCAGCACCCAGUGAAAAUUGUAGGUAGUCCCAACUCAUUGCUGGAAGAAGUCAGGGUGUCCUUUGUGACUACGCUGGGAAAUGACUGGGAAACUCACACCUGGGUUCCUCUGGACUUCGCUCCGUGUGUCUUUUUCCUUUGCUGCUUUUAUUCCUAGCCUUUCGCUGAACUAACUCACAGCUGUGAGUUCAAGUGUGUGCUCCGUCCUGCGACUGUCCUAGUGAAUCAUCUAACUGAGGGGUGGUUAGGGCACAAGGAGGGCUUCUUGGGUGUUGGUGGGGUUCUCGUUCUCAGUCUGAGUGUUGUUUACAUGGGGCAUGUUUACAGUUUGUGAAAAUGUGCCGCUAGGAUGUGAAAAUUGUCCUGUGGAGUCUUCCAAAUAUUAGUGAAAAGCUAAAAUAGAGUACACUUGAUGGGGAUUUUUAAAAAAAUGAUGAUUAAAAGCAAAAACCCUUGCUUUUACUCAGCAACCAUUUCGGUAAUACCCGCACCAGCCACGCAUGCUGCACUGCCAGUUGGCAUGAGGUGCUGUCUUCGUUGCACCAGCCUAAGUGGGGGCCUGGUCAGGAGGAGCUUGUGCUCUGAUUGUCGCUACUCAGAGACCGUCCACCUUCGUGUUCUGCUGUCCCAGGGUUGUCAGUCAAGGGCCUUCGGAAUGGGCGCAGGCGGGAGCUGGGUGCUGUGGCAGACUGGGAGGGUUGGUCAGUCCAGAGUGGUUGGCACCUCGGAUUAUUUCAGAAAAAGCCACAAAUCUGAAUUUUUGUGUGAGCCACCUUUAUUUAUUUUUUUUUGUAACUGUAUUUAUUUUGCCUAAUUUGAAAGGCAGAGAGAGAGAAAGAGAGAUUCUCUAUCCUCUGUUCACUCCCCGCAUGUCCACAACAGCCAGAGCUAGGCCAAGCCAGAGCCAGAAGCCAGGGACUCAAGUAGCUGAGCGGUGACCUGUGGCCUCCCAGGGUGUGCAUUAGCGGGAAGCUGGACUGAAGCAGAGGUGGGACUUGAAGCCAGGCACUUUGACAGGGAAUGCAAGUGUCCCCAAGCCCAGCUUGAGCUCUCUUUGCUGUGAAUGAAUUCAAAUUUUCAAAGUGGAAAACCACACCAAACAGCCUGCAGCUCAGCUGUGGCUGUGACCUGCCCGUCUCUAGGCAUUCUCCCAGCCAGCCUCCCUCUCCCGCGUCCUCUAUUUUAGGCACUUGGGAAGGCGAGCCAGGCAGCUUUCCCGCGUCCCGUAGCGGGCUCCAGUGUGUGUAGGAAUCACCUGGGCAGAUUCUGACCUGGGAGAGCUGGAGCAGGCCUGAAGCUCCAGGUGAUGGUGAUGCUGCUGGCUCCUGGACGGUGCUUUGAGCGGCGUUGCUGUGUAAUGCAGAGCCCUGGAGGGGACCAGAGGCGUCCCGUGAAGGUGCCUGCUUUCACUUAGAUUCCAGUUUAUUCGGGGUGGCUCGCCCGAGGGCCCGGGGCAGGCAGGCGGCUGCCCUGCAGGUCAGCUGUGGCUCUCUUAAACUGCCUCUAGGCGCUGCGGGGUCUCUACUCUUGGGAAAAACUUGCCCGAGGGAGCGUGUGAACCGCAGGAGCGGCCCGGCUCCCCAGUAAGGGAGAAGCCCUGAACGAAUUCCCCUCUACCCGGGGCUGGGGCUCGGCCUCCCCAGGCCGGGGACGCUUUCCCAGGAGAGCCCACGUGUCUACCGUCGGCGCCUUGCUGUCAAUCAAGUGUUUUCCUGCCCGGGUCCGGGCUGACGGGCGGGCGGUGCGGAGCGCUCCCAUGGUCCCGCGCGGCGGGCGGGUUUGGAUUUUAAAUCCCCGCGGCCAAUCAGUGGCGCGCAGGCUGUUGUAACGUUCCCAGCGCCGCGUUUGAAUUCGGGGAGGAGCAGUGCGGUGCAGAGCCUCUGCCCCGACCCUGCCAGGUCCGCCGAGCAGCCCCGGGAGCAUGAGUGCAGCGCUGAGUGCAGCAAAGCUGGCGCGGGCGCCGGCCGACCCAGGGAAGGCUGGCGGCCCCGGAGUGGCAGCUCCCGGAGCACCGGCAGCUGCUCCGCCGGCCAAAGAGAUCCCCGAGGUCCUGGUGGACCCACGCAGCCGGCGGCGCUAUGUGCGGGGCCGCUUUCUGGGCAAGGGCGGCUUCGCCAAAUGCUUCGAGAUCUCCGAUGCGGACACCAAGGAGGUGUUCGCCGGCAAGAUCGUGCCCAAGUCUCUGCUGCUCAAGCCGCACCAGAAGGAGAAAAUGUCCAUGGAGAUCUCCAUUCACCGCAGCCUGGCCCACCAGCACGUCGUCGGCUUCCACGGCUUUUUCGAGGACAGCGACUUCGUGUUCGUGGUGUUGGAGCUCUGCCGCCGCAGGUCUCUCCUGGAGCUGCACAAGAGGAGGAAAGCGCUGACGGAGCCCGAGGCCCGCUACUACCUGCGGCAGAUCGUCCUUGGCUGCCAGUACCUGCACCGAAACCGGGUCAUCCACCGGGACCUCAAACUGGGGAACCUCUUCCUGAAUGAGGACCUGGAGGUGAAAAUAGGGGAUUUUGGGCUGGCAACCAAAGUUGAAUAUGACGGAGAACGGAAGAAGACCCUGUGUGGGACUCCCAACUACAUAGCUCCCGAGGUGCUGAGCAAGAAAGGGCACAGUUUCGAGGUGGACGUGUGGUCCAUCGGCUGCAUCAUGUAUACCUUGUUAGUGGGCAAACCACCUUUUGAGACUUCUUGCCUAAAAGAGACCUACCUCCGGAUUAAGAAGAAUGAAUACAGCAUUCCUAAGCACAUCAACCCUGUGGCUGCGUCCCUCAUCCAGAAGAUGCUGCAGACAGACCCCUCUGCCCGCCCGACCAUUAACGAGCUGCUCAGUGACGAGUUCUUCACUUCCGGCUACAUCCCUGCCCGGCUGCCCAUCACCUGCCUCACCAUUCCACCCAGGUUCUCAAUCGCUCCCAGCAGCCUGGACCCCAGCAGCCGGAAGCCUCUCACCGUCCUUAAUAAAGGCUUGGAGAACCCCUUGCCGGAACGUCCCCGGGAGAAAGAGGAACCUGUGGUCCGGGAGACGAAUGAGGCGGUGGAGUGCCACCUCAGUGACAUGCUGCAGCAGCUGCACAGUGUGAACGCCUCCAAGCCCUCCGAGCGCGGGCUGGUGCGGCAAGAGGAGGCCGAGGAUCCCGCCUGCAUCCCCAUCUUCUGGGUCAGCAAGUGGGUGGACUACUCGGACAAGUAUGGCCUCGGCUACCAGCUGUGUGACAACAGCGUGGGGGUGCUCUUCAACGACUCCACCCGCCUGAUCCUCUACAACGACGGCGACAGCCUGCAGUACAUAGAGCGAGACGGCACCGAGUCCUACCUCACCGUGAGUUCCCACCCCAACUCCCUGAUGAAGAAGAUCACCCUCCUGAAGUACUUCCGCAAUUACAUGAGCGAGCACUUGCUGAAGGCAGGCGCCAACAUCACGCCGCGGGAAGGCGACGAGCUGGCCCGGCUGCCCUACCUGCGGACCUGGUUCCGCACCCGCAGCGCCAUCAUCCUGCACCUCAGCAAUGGCACCGUGCAGAUCAACUUCUUCCAGGAUCACACCAAGCUCAUCCUGUGCCCCCUGAUGGCUGCUGUGACCUACAUCGAUGAGAAGCGGGACUUCCGCACGUACCGCCUGAGCCUCCUGGAGGAGUACGGCUGCUGCAAGGAGCUGGCCAGCCGUCUGCGCUACGCCCGCACCAUGGUGGACAAGCUGCUGAGCUCACGCUCCGCCAGCAACCGCCUCAAGGCCUCCUCCUAGGCCCCCCAGCCCCUCCGGACUGGUGCCCCUUCACCCCCAUCUGCACCCGGGGCUGCACUGGUUGGCGCCCAUGGUGCUGUUUCCGUAAUGUGCCCCCCAGCCCUGGGGGCUGGGCCGAGAGCCACAUCAACGUGGAGGUGGGGUUGCUGUGUAAGUUAUUUUUGUACAUGUUCGGGUGCGGGUUCGGUAGCCUCUUCCCCUUCCCUCUCAACCCCGCCGUAUGAAUUGUACAGAAUAUUUCUAUUGAAUUUGGGACUGUCCUUUGACUUUAUAUACAUUAAACAUAUGUGAAUCUUC
Oryctolagus cuniculus (rabbit) is the source of this 4812-nucleotide messenger RNA. It is a transcript of the gene PLK1, whose product is annotated as polo like kinase 1. Gene Ontology annotation, molecular function: protein binding; protein serine/threonine kinase activity; ATP binding. Gene Ontology annotation, cellular component: spindle pole; nucleus; cytoplasm. The record is from RefSeq and is a predicted model, not a curated record. Lineage: Eukaryota; Metazoa; Chordata; Mammalia; Lagomorpha; Leporidae. Gene Ontology annotation, biological process: mitotic spindle organization; protein phosphorylation.